Cuscuta campestris is the source of this 3421-nucleotide messenger RNA. The record is from the annotation of a GenBank genome assembly. Lineage: Eukaryota; Viridiplantae; Streptophyta; Magnoliopsida; Solanales; Convolvulaceae.
CAUUAGAGAGGACCGCAGGGAGGACCACCGGAGAGGACCGCCGAACAGGGCCACGGAGAGAACCACCGGAGAGGACCGCAGAGAGGACCGCCGAAGAGGGCUGCCGGAGAGGACCACGCAGAGGGGCCCGCCACUUCCGUCCGUGGUUCGGCGGAGGAAGUUGGAGCUCGCUGGAUCUAGUCGAAGAUGAAGGCCCGCUUGUUAGAUGAGGCUCGCCGGAGCAGGGGGAGCUUGAUGGACGAACUAGAGCAAUUGCGGCCGCUGCCAUCCGCGACUCGCCGGAAGAGUGGGAGCUCGUCGGAGGGCCGCCGCUGCUGUCUGUGGCUCGCCGGAGGGAGUGGGAGCUUGCUUCUUCCGGGCCAAGGUUCGCCGGAUUGGACAAUUGCUAGUAGUAUGGCUCGUUGGACCUGGUUGUGGACCGACGGAGAGAGUGGCUCGCUGGAGAGGACCCGGAGUGGCUCGCUAGAGUGCUGGAUCGGCUCGCCUCAAGGAAGAGAGGCUCACAAGAGGCUUGUCUAUGCCAUCUGUGGCUCCCCUGAGGAAGGAGGAGUUCUUCGGAGACCCGCAGCUGCCGUCCGUGGCUCGCCAGAAUAAGUGGGGAGCUCGUCGGAGGGCCGCCGCCGUUGUCCGUGGCUCACCGGAAGAAGUGGGAGCUCGUCGGAGGGCUGUCGCUGCUGUCUGUGGCUCGCCGGAGGAAGUGGUAGCUUGUCGGAGGGCUGCCGCCGCUGUCCGUGGCUCGCCGGAAGACGUGGGAGCUCGUCGGAUGGCUGUCGCCGCUGUCCGUGGCUCGCCGGAAGAAGUGGGAGCUCGUCGGAGGGCUGUCGCCGCUGUCCGUGGCUCGCCUGAAUAAGUGGGAGCUCGCCGGAGGCCCGCCGUUGCUGUUCGUCGAGAAGGUGGCUCUACCGAGGGCUGGUGGCUGCUCUCCAUGGUCGCCCAAGGUAAGGCGGUGCUCCUUGCUUCUCGCCGGAAGUGAGCCGCACUGGAAGGCACGCUGAAAAGGACCCACCGUUGUCCAAUGUCUCAAAAUGGCUUCUCCAGAUCUGGGCGGUCAAUCAACAUGAUGCAGAAGAAUCAGUUUUAGAAGAAGAGGAAGAGCGUGGCGUUGCUCAUAUAGUAGAACAUCUUGCUUUUAACGCCACUGGGGAAUAUACAAACCAUGAUAUCGUUCGGUUUCUUGAAAGUAUCGGGGCUGAGUUUGGUGCUUGCCAGAAUGCAUACACAUCUUUUGACGAAACUGUGUAUGAGCUAUUUGUUCCAAUAGACAAACCGGAAUUAUUAUCCCAAGCAAUUUCCAUAUUGGGAGAGUUCAGCUCAGAGGUCCGAGCAUCCGAAGAUGACUUGGAAAAGGAAAGAGGGGCUGUAAUGGAAGAGUAUAGAGAAGAUAGGAAUGCCGAUGGACGCAUAGAGGAUGCACACUGGCAUCUGAUGAUGGAAGGUUCAAAGUAUGCUGACAGGCUGCCCAUUGGAGUAGAAAAGGUGAUCAAGACGGUUUCUCCUCAGAUUGUGAAACAUUUAUAUGAAAAGUGGUAUCAACUGCAGAAUAUGUCUGUUAUAGCUGUUGGAGAUUUUCCUGACACACAGAGUGUUGUUGAUUUGAUAAAGACUCACUUUGGAUAUAAAGCUUCUCCGCCUGACCUGCCUCCUAUACCAUACUAUCCUGUUCCAUUACAUGAAGAAACAAGGUUUUCAUGUUUUGUGGAACCUGAGGCAGAUGGGUCUGCUGUGAUGAUCAGCUGCAAAAUGCCUGCGGAUGAGUUAAAAACUGUGAAAGACUAUCGUGAUUUGCUUGCAGAGUCCAUGUUUUUUCGUGCCUUGAAUCAGAGAUUUUUCAAGAUAUCUUGCAAGAAGGAUCCACCUUAUUUUUCUUGCUAUGGUGAAGUACAUUGUCUUGUCCGUCCAGUGAAUGCAUACAUUUUGACUUCGUCUUGCAAAGAGAAGGGAACUCUUGAGGCUUUAGAAUCAAUGCUGACUGAGGUUGCAAGGGUACGACUGCAUGGGUUCUCUGAACGUGAAAUAUCUGGUGUACGUGCUUCGCUGAUGUCAGAGAUGGAAUCUGCCUACUUAGAGAGAGAACAGAUGGAGUCAACAAGCUUAAGCGAUUAUUAUUUGCAGCAUUUUCUCCGUAAUGAAUCUGUUAUUGACAUUGAGUAUGAGGCACAACUCCAUAAAACUCUUCUACCUCAUAUAUCAGCAUCUGAUGUAUCUAAAUUCUCAGAGAGGUUUAGCACAUCGUCUAGCUGUUUCAUUAAAACAAUAGAGCCCCAAGCAACUGCCACACUGGAUGAUCUGAAAGCUCUUGUUUUGAAGAUCAAUACACUUGAACAAGGGAAAAGUCUUCCUCCUUGGGAUGACGAAAACAUUCCAAAAGAAGUUGUUUCUGUAAAACCAAAUGCAGGGUGGACAGUGCAGCAGAUUGAACAUCAGAAUAUUGGGGCAUUUGAGUUAGUUUUAUCAAAUGGCAUGCGAGUGUGUUAUAAAUGCACUGACUUUCUUGAUGAUCAGGUUUUAUUCUCAGGGUUUUCAUAUGGAGGUUUAUCUGAACUUCCAGAAAGUGAAUACUUUUCAUGUAAAAUGAGCUCAACCAUUGCUGGUGAAGUUGGUGCUUUUGGUUAUCGGCCUUCAAUUCUUACGGAAAUGCUUGCUGGAAAACGAGCUCAAGUCAGCACAGAACUUGGAACGUAUACGAGAACAGUUUAUGGCGAUUGUUCACCUUCAGAUUUAAAAACUGCAUUGCAGCUGGUCUAUCAACUCUUCACGACAAAAGUAGAACUGGGGCAAGAGGAUGUCAAGAUAGUGAUGCAAAUGAAAGAAGAAAAUAUACGUGCUCAGGAGAGAGAUCCCUACACUGCCUUUGCAGACCGUGUCCGGGAGCUCAAUUAUGGGAACCAUUAUUUCUUCAGGCCAAUUACAAUUGAAGAUCUUCAAAAAGUAAAUCUGUAUAAAGCAUGUGAAUAUUACAGUAAUUGCUUCAAGGAUCCAUCAACAUUUACCAUGGUGAUUGUUGGGAAUAUUGACCCUGCCACUGCUUGUCCAUUAAUAUUACAGUAUCUGGGUGGGAUUCCAAGGCCUCCCGAGCCCGUUUUACAUUUCAAAUUAGGCACUCUUAAAGGUUUGCCAUUCACAUUUCCUUCAACCAGUAUUAGGUGGGUUUCAGCUUAAAUUAACAGUGUUGGCUGGUAUUGUAUUGCAAUGUGUAAAAUAAUCUUGAUUUGGGAUGGAUCGCUGCUUAAAAAAUCUUAAAUGCAUCUUCAUUUCUGUGUGAACCUCGAUUACUAUGUAACAAAUAUUGUUCAUCUUGAUGUCACAGACUUUGCUAACAUGUCUAAUGUGCUUGUAGAGAAGUUGUUCAUAGCCCUAUGGUGGAAGCACAGUGUUCAGUCCAACUAUGCUUUCCUGUUCAGUUAACUAUGGAAAACAGGGU